Aethina tumida (small hive beetle) is the source of this 2341-nucleotide messenger RNA. Its product is annotated as raf homolog serine/threonine-protein kinase Raf-like. Gene Ontology annotation, biological process: signal transduction; protein phosphorylation. Gene Ontology annotation, molecular function: ATP binding; protein kinase activity. The record is from RefSeq and is a predicted model, not a curated record. The transcript has 2 exons. Lineage: Eukaryota; Metazoa; Arthropoda; Insecta; Coleoptera; Nitidulidae. Bases 99 to 2132 code for a protein of 677 amino acids.
UGGCAGUUUUACAUGAUAUUGACAGAUAUAAUUCGAAUAAAAAAACACCGAAUGGAAGCACGAAUUACUUGGCAAAUGCGGAUAAUUAUAGCGAUACAAUGUCGUCCGACAGCGAAGAUAUAAGGGAGGAGUUGAGGAAUAUCGAGAGCGUGAUUACUUUGACCAGGAACAAUAUCGAUGCGCUGAACGAGAAAUUUGCUUGCUUUCAGAAUCCGCCGUCGAUGUAUUUGCAGGAAUACGAACAUCUGACAUCGAAACUACAUGAUUUGUUGGCACAGAAGAACAGAUUGAGGGACCAGUUGAGCGGCGGCAGAGACAGUCCCGACGACGCGACCGAUUCCCAAUAUCAUCCUUCAUAUCAAGAAGUUAAAUAUGACACGCUGACAAGAACGAAAUUCCUGCGGGCCCAUUUGCCGAACCAGCAGCGAACCAGUGUACAAGUGCGCGAGGGCCUCACUCUCAGGGACGCCCUGGCCAAAGCCAUGAAACUGAGAAACCUGAUAUGUGAAAUGUGCAGCGUUUAUUUGGGGGGCACCGAUAUCGUCGUUAACUGGGACACCGACAUAAGCACGUUGAAUUGUGAGGAAAUCACUGUUAAAAUUUUAGACAAAUUCCCAAUACACACCAGUAUUUCACACAAUUUUGUCCGGAAGACAUUUUUCUCAUUAGUGUUCUGUGAAUGUUGCCGGAGACUUUUGUUUCAAGGAUUUUCAUGUAGGACUUGUGGAUAUAAAUUUCACCAAAGAUGUGCUUCUGGAGUACCUGCAUUGUGUCAUCAAGACAACUUGUCGUUGAUCUACGAGCGCAUAUUGUGCGACAGAGAGUCGGUGGCGGGGAUACUGCAUCCGGGUAGGGCCCAGACCAAGGCCGAGCCGGACGACAUUGAGUUUCGUCCUCACGGUACCCUCGGACGCCAGGACCGGUCAAGUUCCGCGCCGAAUGUGUGCAUAAACAACGUCAACGUGAAGCAGACUGCGGGCGAGGAGAUGCCGCCGCGGAUCCGUCCGACGCUUCCGCGACUGGAUCUCUCCGAGGUGCACACGGUGAACCAGGAGUCGAGGGUGACAAACCAGCUGUCGCCGACCAGUUCGGCGCACCCGAAACGACCCAGGGCCCGUUCGGCCGACGAAACCCGACCGCUGUUGACGACGAGGGAGAGCAUCGAGGACUGGGAGAUACCUGCCGACGAGAUACUAGUGGGGUCUCGGGUGGGGUCGGGCUCCUUUGGGACCGUCUACAAGGCCCACUGGCACGGCCCGGUGGCCGUCAAAACGUUGAACGUCAAAAUACCGACCGUUGCGCAGCUGCAGGCGUUCAAAAACGAAGUGGCAGUUCUGCGUAAGACUCGUCACGUUAACAUACUUUUGUUCAUGGGCUGCGUCAGCAAGCCGAAGCUGGCGAUCGUGACGCAGUGGUGCGAGAGUUCAAGCCUGUACAAACACCUUCACGUGCACGAAACCAAGUUUGCCAUAUUCACACUGAUAGAGAUUGCGAGGCAAGUUGCUCAAGGCAUGGACUAUUUACACGCCAAAAACAUUAUACAUCGCGACCUGAAGUCCAACAACAUUUUCUUGCACGACGAUCUGACCGUGAAGAUUGGUGACUUCGGAUUGGCCACGGCCAAAACGAGGUACUCUGGCUCGCAACAGUUCCAACAGCCAACCGGCUCGAUUUUGUGGAUGGCUCCGGAGGUGAUACGGAUGGAGGGAGAGAAUCCGUAUAGUUUUCAAUCAGAUGUUUACGCUUAUGGAAUAGUGUCCUAUGAACUAUUAGCUGGACAUUUGCCUUAUUCUCAUAUUAGUAAUAAAGAUCAAAUUUUGUACAGGGUCGGACGUGGUUUUCUCAAACCCGACCUUAGCAAAUUGAGGUCUGACACACCGAAAGUUAUAAAAAGACUUUUAAUCGACUGCAUUAAAUUUAAUCGUAUGGAAAGACCGUUAUUCAAAGUUAUCCUGGCAACUAUAGAAAACUUCUUGAGCAACCACCCCAAGAUUAAUAGAUCACACUCAGAACCAAACAUGAACAGAACUAAUCUACAGGACGAUUUUACCUAUUCGACUAUACCGAAACUUCCGGUGGCCUUUGAUUCGUCCUCUAAUUUUCUAUAUAAUUUGAGGGCUGGGAACAUAUAGCAGUCGGCGAAGAAGAGACGGAGCAGGUUUAAACGCGGGGAACAAAAUCACUAAAGCAAUUGUUGUUUAUAUUGUAUAGUUUUUUUUAUGGAAAAGAUUGUGAAAUAUUGCAUAUAAAUAAUUUUAGUCGCUACUAGUAAGUUAUUAUGUAUUGUAUAUUUAUAUUUGAUUUGUUUUUUACUAAAUAAAGGUCAUCAUACAUAUUUUAA